AGAGUUGUUGCUGUAGAAGAGUGUUGGCAGAGAGCUGGCGUUGAAGAUGAGUAUUGGCAGAGAGUUGGCGUUGAAGAGGAGUGUUGGCAGAGAGUUGGCGUUGAAGAGGAGUGUUGGCAGAGAGUUGGCGUUGAAGAGGAGUGUUGGCAGAGAGCUGGCGUUGAAGAGGAGUGUUGGCAGAGAGCUGGCGUUGUGGAAGAGUGUUGGCAGAGAGUUGUUGCUGUGCCGAGGUGUUGGCAGAGAGCUGGCGUUGAAGAUGAGUAUUGGCAGAGAGUUGGCGUUGAAGAGGAGUGUUGGCAGAGAGUUGUUGCUGUGGAAGAGUGUUGGCAGAGAGCUGGCGUUGAAGAGGAGUGUUGGCAGAGAGUUGUGGCUGUGGGGGAGUGUUGGCAGAGAGCUGGCGUUGUGGGGGUGUUGGCAGAGAGCUGGCGUUGUGGAAGAGUGUUGGCAGAGAGUUGGCGUUGA
Molecule: messenger RNA, 462 nt
Organism: Trichomonas vaginalis G3
Lineage: Eukaryota; Parabasalia; Trichomonadida; Trichomonadidae
Product: membrane-spanning 4-domains subfamily A MS4A -related family
Exons: 1
Source: RefSeq, a predicted model, not a curated record